Molecule: messenger RNA, 2486 nt
Organism: Ictalurus furcatus (blue catfish)
Lineage: Eukaryota; Metazoa; Chordata; Actinopteri; Siluriformes; Ictaluridae
Gene: slc25a14
Product: solute carrier family 25 member 14
Exons: 9
Coding region: 279-1139 (286 amino acids)
Biological process (GO): mitochondrial transport
Cellular component (GO): mitochondrial membrane
Source: RefSeq, a predicted model, not a curated record
CUUUUAGGAGCUCAGGUUGACUUUGGUGUUGCGUCACUCAGAAAAACGGGCUGGACUUCCGGUAAACGUCACUUCCCGUCGUUUCCCGAUUGGUGGGAAAAAAAUGAAAACUAAGUGGUAAGCUCGUGAAGUUUUUUUUGCGGUGUUAAGUGGAGCAUUCUUACUUUUAUUUUUAUUUUUUCUUGCAAGGUCAAUGGAGUCCAAUAUAAAAUAGCGAAGAGCUCUUUUACAACUUCUUAUCAGUGGGCCUCCACCAGGCUGAAGGGACCUCCACGGAAAUGGCCAACCUGAACUGGAAGCCGUUUGUGUACGGAGGAAUGGCAUCGAUCGUCGCAGAAUUUGGUACCUUCCCUAUUGAUUUGACCAAAACCCGGCUCCAGGUCCAAGGCCAGUCUCAGUGCAUGGAGGUCCGCUACAGAGGCAUGUUCCACGCUUUGCUCAGGAUCGGACGAGAAGAAGGCAUCCGGGCGUUGUAUUCCGGGAUUUCUCCGGCACUCCUAAGGCAAGCCUCGUACGGGACGAUUAAGAUCGGGACGUACAAUACGCUGAAGAAAUUAUUCGUGAGCCGUCCUGAAGAUGAGACGAUGGUCAUCAACGUGUUCUGUGGCGUCGUCUCCGGAGUGCUGUCCUCGUCUUUAGCGAACCCGACAGACGUGCUGAAGAUUCGCAUGCAGGCUCAAGGCAGUCUGCUCCAAGGCAGCAUGAUGGCCAACUUCAUCAACAUCUACCAGACGGAGGGCACGCGAGGACUCUACAGGGGCGUCAUCCCGACCGCACAGAGAGCCGCCAUCGUGGUCGGAGUCGAGCUUCCGGUGUACGACAUCACCAAGAAGCACCUGAUUGGUUCCGGCCUGAUGGGAGACACGGUUCUGACUCAUUUCAUUUCCAGUUUUGCUUGUGGUCUGGCAGGAGCGCUCGCCUCCAACCCCGUGGACGUGGUGAGGACGCGGAUGAUGAACCAGCGCGUGCUGUCCGGGAACUUCCUCUAUAAAGGCACGCUGGACGGACUCAUGCAGACGUGGAGGAACGAAGGUUUCUUCGCUCUGUACAAGGGCUUCUGGCCCAACUGGCUCCGUCUCGGACCCUGGAACAUCAUCUUCUUCAUCACCUACGAGCAGCUGAAGAAGCUUCCGUUAUAGCCGAACCACAGACGACGCAACACUCCACUGGCUGAAAGUGUGUGUGUGUGUGUGUGUGUGUGUGUGUGUGUGGGAGGAAGGGAGGGAAGGGCAGGGAGCAAGUGAGCCUCCCUUCCUGCCUUCACCCUUUCAUUCACAAUCCCUCCAUGUAAUGUGUACACUGAUUUCAAUGUUUUAGUUUGGGUUCUAUGUGUGUGUGUUUGUGUGCGUGUGUAAUAUAUAUUUAUAUAAUAUAUAUUAUACCUACACAUGGUUCCUUCUUUUUUCUUCUUUUUUUUUUUUUUUGCAUUAAAUAGUUUUUUUUAAAUGAGUUUGCACCAUGAUUUUGCACCUAAAGCCUUGCUUUAUCGAUCCUGGCAGCUAAAUUUGAGGUCAGCACAAAGAUGGGAACGUUCCAUCAGCUAGUCACUACGUCUAAAUAACAGAACGUGCACGAGGCGGUGGGGGUUUUGAGGCUUUAGUAGCAUCGUUAGUGAUUAUUAUUAUUAUUAUAAUUAUUAUUAUAGAUCCCAGGUGUGUGAGAGAUGUGUUUGAGGCAAAUGCACUGGUUGGAUUGUGUUGGAUUAAGAGCGUCCUGCCCGGAUUAGCUUUACUGGAGCACCUUUAUGCGGCGUGUAGAUUGUAUGUACGUGGCCAGUGUAUGACCGUGCUCUAAACAUUACGUUCAGCAAGUCUAGGCUAAUUCGGCAUCAUUUAUUAUUAUUAUUAUUAUUAUUAUUAUUAUUAUUUUGGUUUGAGACGGAACGCAGAUUCGGCGUUUCUUUUUGUUCUCGGACUUUUUCGUUGCCAAAUAUCGCUCCGCCCAAAUCGCAGUUUUGUGUAAUAACCUCGCUAAAAGUAAAAAUGUUCUGUAAAACACGCACAGAACCGAUAGCACUUCUGUCCUGCAGGGUCCUGGCAGUCUUUUAUGCUGUGUGUGUGUGUGUGUGUGUGUGUGUACACAUCUGUUUGUAUACAAGCAUGUGUGGCAAUGUAUCAUAUUUUAUGUAGGUGUGAUGUACAUUACGCUGCUGUACAUUAGAUAGUAUUAGCAUCUUUUUUCUUCUUCUUCUUCUUCUUCUUCUCCCAAAACAAAGUGUACUGUAAAAACAAAACAAAAAAAAAACAACACAAAAAAAACCCAACCCUUUCAAAAUGUGACAAAUCGGUACUGUUACAUCUUCUCCAGCUUCUCUUUUCCGUCCUGUUCAGUUUGAUCUCCAAACAUUUUUCUCUGAAACGUGUUUUUAAAAUAUUCCGUUACGUUACAUUACGCUGCUCUGGCGAUGAAAAUGAGAUUUAAACCUUUCGUAUGGAUUUGCUUCCAUAGUGUACGAUCGUUAUCAAGGAUAUAAGCUAGAUUGUGUU